Messenger RNA from Acanthamoeba castellanii str. Neff, 1143 nucleotides. RefSeq names its product protein geranylgeranyltransferase type I, beta subunit, putative. The transcript is spliced from 7 exons. The coding region runs from base 1 to 1143 and encodes 380 amino acids. Gene Ontology annotation, biological process: protein geranylgeranylation. The record is from RefSeq and is a predicted model, not a curated record. Gene Ontology annotation, molecular function: CAAX-protein geranylgeranyltransferase activity. Gene Ontology annotation, cellular component: CAAX-protein geranylgeranyltransferase complex. Lineage: Eukaryota; Discosea; Longamoebia; Acanthamoebidae.
AUGGAAGGGGCGAGCCAGGAAGGUGGAGAGGCGGCGGUGUUGGUGGAUGAAGGGUUCGAGCAGAAGCUAAUGGAGCGCUACUUGAAGAGCUGUUUGAGCAUUCUGCCGCGGCCAUACGAGAGUCAGGACAGCGUGCGCACGACCAUCCUCUACUUCGUUACGUCGAGCCUCGACGUGCUGGGCUUCCUCGACUCGCCUGCCGCCGAGGCGCGCGGCCUCAUGCCCCCAGAUCUGCGAGCCACCGUCAUCGAGUGGCUCUACGCCAUGCACAUCCCUCGCCCCACCCACGAGGCAGAGGAUGAGGAGCACGCGGCGCCGCGUUGGGGCUUCCGCGGGUCGCCCUUCCUUGGUCUGCCCUGGCACGUGUGCGGCCAGGACGAGCACCAGCACGCCGCCGCGGCUGCGGCCGAGAGCGACGGUCGCCACGAGAUGGACUGCGCGCAUCUGGCCACCACCUACACGGCCCUGUGCACCCUGCGCGUGCUCGGGGACGACUUUUCGCGCCUCGACCGCGCCGCCAUCCUCUCCGCCAUCAAACACCUCCAGCAGCCCGACGGCAGCUUCAGUGCCAACGUGGGCGGCAGCGAGAGUGAUGUGCGGUUCAUCUACUGCGCGGCGGCGAUCUGCUACAUGCUCCAGGAGUGGUCCUUCGACACGUACGAGUACGCGAUGGCGCAGGGACCGGGCCAGGAGGCGCACGGCGGGUCGACCUACUGCUCGAUCGCGACGUUGGUGCUGACGGGUUUCCUCGACCACCUGCCGCACCAGGACAAGCUCACCCGCUGGCUUCUCGAGCGCCAGGUCACCGGCUUCCAAGGGAGGGUGAACAAGGACGCCGACACGUGCUACUCGUUCUGGAUCGGAGCGUCACUGAAGAUGCUCGACAAGCUCCACCUGGCCGACUACCGGCUCAGCAAGGCCUUCACCAUGAGCUGCCAGACCCCCAUCGGAGGGUUCGGCAAGUGCGUGGAGAAUCCGCCGGACGUGCUGCACACCUACAUGGCCCUGUGCGGCCUGAGCAUGAUGGGCGCCCCCGGCCUGCGCGACAUCCACUGCGCCCUCGGCAUGACCCAGCGAGCAGCCGGUGGCUUCGCCUACCCCCUGCGCACCGCCCGCGACGCCCUCGGCCUCACCCUCGACUGA